Naegleria lovaniensis is the source of this 594-nucleotide messenger RNA. RefSeq lists its product as uncharacterized. The record is from RefSeq and is a predicted model, not a curated record. The coding region runs from base 1 to 594 and encodes 197 amino acids. The transcript has a single exon. NCBI's taxonomy places the organism in Eukaryota, Heterolobosea, Eutetramitea, Acrasida, Naegleriidae.
AUGAGUGAAAAUGAAUCGCACCUGCCAACGUGGGUGCAAGAUGGUGAUAUUCUUUUGAUUCAAAAGCCGUUCAAAGAUGAAACCCAAGAAGAUUAUAACACUCUCCAGGACAUUAAUGAAAUGCAUAUUAACCACACAGCACUGGUUACCGAUAUUACUUCAUCUCAUUGCAUUUCACACUCUGUUACUGAAGGAUUUAACUUUCCGACAUGUCGGAACACAAAAUUGUGGAACGGCAUCUAUCUGGUCGUCCGAUGUAGUAAUAACGAAAUAGCAUCAAAUGCGGUGUCCAUAUGCAAGAAAUGGUGUUCUGGAGCAGAGUUGAUUGAUCAGGAGACGUAUUUGAAGCGUUAUGACCAUCACAGAUGGAACGACAGAAGAACUCGAGACUUGAAAACAUUUAAACAUGCUGAAAAGGUAGCAACACAAUGUAAUAUUUACGCAGAACCAAGAGCAACAAAUGAUAUUAGAGAAGCAGACAAGAAUCCAAGUAUCAAGUCAAUGACUGAAACAUCCAUUGUUCGAGCAAUUAAAUUUUCUUCCAGAAGAAAUUUGACCUGUCGUAUUUCAAAAGGAUUUAGAUGUACCCUUUAG